AUGUACUGUUGCUGGAUUUCUCUGCAGACUUUGCUGCGGCUGGUGCAGCGGGUGACUCUCUUACAAGCCGCCAUCAGAUGCUUCAUCCAGACCGCGGAGGAGGCGAGAGGAUCGUCGUUCUGGGGGGAUGUGGGGGUGUCCGGAUUUCCAUCUCAGGAGAGUGAUUAUGAGAGUCAGGAGGAGGAGAAGAAGAAAAAGAAGAAGAAGGAGACUCUGGAGCUGGCCUUCGAUGUGACGUUCUUCAGGACUCAGUAUGAGUUCACGUUUCCUGAGAAGGCGAUAGCGGUGGCGCUGCAGAGGCCAGGGGAUCGCUCGGAGGGUGACAUCCGCUUCAUCCGCAGUAUGAUGAUGGGCAUCCUGAGCUUCCGGAGAUACAGCACCCAGAUGCAGUACAUGCUGGCCAGGGUCGUCUAUUACAGGAGGUUCGGGCGUGGACGGGUCAUUGUGAGGAAGGGGCAUCGGGGCGACAGCUUCUACUUUGUCUUCUCAGGAGUCAUCGCUGUGACACAAGAUGAGGAUGGCAGCAGUGCCCUCCUGGACCCAGAACCCAUCCUGCUGCACAAAGGGGCCAGUUUCGGGGACGUGGCGUUACUGAAAGGUGUGAGGAGAAAUGCUACGGUCAUCUGUAUGGAGGAGACGGAGUUCCUGGUGGUGGAUCGGAUGGAGUUCUUCCAGAAUAAACUGGACCAGGAGCUCCAGAAAGAGCUGCAGUAUCGAUUCCAGUUCUUCAGAUCACUGGAUCUUUUCUCCACUUGGUCGGAUGAGACCUUGGAGAUGCUGGCCGACCACUGCAAGACAGAAGAAUGUCACCACAGCCAAGUCAUGGUGACCGACACCCACGAGAGCAAAAACAUCAUCUUCAUCACAAAGGGUCGCUGUGAAGUCCUGCGUCUGGUGGAUCUCACUCAGUGUCCAUCAUUCCACAAGUGGAUCAAACAUCACCAACCUCUGCUGGGAAAAUCCACCCACCUCAGCUACAAUGGGAGGACACCUGGAGAACAGCGAGCUCAUGGAAUCCCAUCACCAGGAGGCAGCGACCCUUCAGAUACUAGUAAUGGAAGGAGGACCCUCACCAUGGAGGAUCUGGCUUCUCAAGACGACCUGCCAGGAAAUCUGGAGGCGCUACCUGAUGACUUCAUGGCCGCUGUCUACCUGAGGAUAGACUCCCUGCAGCCCGGCCACUACUUUAGAGGCGUGGAUGUGGAUUUCAUUGAGAGAAGCUUCGAGAAGGAGGGACGACUGCCGCAUGAUCAGAGUCUCCGCUUAAUGUUGCCAUCGGCCCCGAGAGACCCCCGCUCGAUGGUCAUCAUCAGUCAGGGAGCAGAGGUCAUCCGUAUAAAACUGGACAAGUUCUCAGAGCUGGCGGAUCUCACCAGCUUGCAGAAGCUGAAGGAGAAGAUGGUGGAGUACCCCAGUGACGACGACUUGUGCAGAGUUUUCUUGGAUCAGAAUCGAUGGAAAAUCUUCAAGUCGGAUUUGGUCAGUCAUCUCGGCUCCUCCCCCAAGACCCAUCAGAGACGGGACCUCCGUCCAGAAAAGCUCAGAACCACACAAAUGGUCCAGAGCGUGGACAAGAGGGGGGUCCUGCAGCUGGGGAACCACAAGACAAAGCCCGAGAAGGUCUGGACAACCACAGUAAAACAGAAGACCCCCGAAUGCAGCAAAGACAACGACGUCUCACCUUCUGGACAAGCACAGGUCCGUCUCAUUCAUGGGAUCGAUAUCCCCAAGCUGUGCGGCAAGAGAAUCAUGUGGUGAUGGAGGUUGUGCUCUAGGCAGUAGUCCUGCACAGACUCUGGACAUACAGUAUGAAAACCCGACCACCUCCAUUGUGUAGAGCAAUGACAUUCACUGGACAUGACCAGUAAUUCUACAACUGACCACAAGGUGGCAGAAACACCCAGCGCAACGUCUAUUCCAGGGCUGGCCAACCUGCGGCUCUGCAAAACUACAACUCCCAGCAUGCCCAGACAGCCUACAGCUAUCAGCAGGGCACGGUGGGAAUUGUAGUUUUACAACAGCUGGAGGGCCGCAGGUUGGCCAGCCCUGGUCUAAUCAUUUAAGCCCCUAAGAAGGGUCCCCCAAAUGUGGUCACCGAAUCCACAAUCCUGGAAGAAUAAA
Bufo bufo (common toad) is the source of this 2121-nucleotide messenger RNA. It is a transcript of the gene CNBD2, whose product is annotated as cyclic nucleotide binding domain containing 2. The record is from RefSeq and is a predicted model, not a curated record. Gene Ontology annotation, molecular function: cAMP binding. Lineage: Eukaryota; Metazoa; Chordata; Amphibia; Anura; Bufonidae. The coding region runs from base 1 to 1758 and encodes 585 amino acids. Gene Ontology annotation, biological process: spermatogenesis. The transcript has 13 exons.